Molecule: messenger RNA, 459 nt
Organism: Penaeus vannamei (Pacific white shrimp)
Lineage: Eukaryota; Metazoa; Arthropoda; Malacostraca; Decapoda; Penaeidae
Source: RefSeq, a predicted model, not a curated record
AUGUACAGCACGGGCGUGGCUGAGGGGUCCUGCAAGCCCAUGUGGAACUCCUCGUCCAUCUGGGAGGGACUCACGAGGGACGCCCUCUUGGGACUCACCCUCGAGAUGUCAGUGUGGGACUACAUCUCUGACACCGAAAACGGAUUCCUGGGCGAGACCCUGAUCGACCUCCGCCACGCGUACCUGGACGAGCGGCCGACCUGGUACCGCCUGCAGGAGCGCCGGUCCCGCUCGGCCAACGCCACGCCCCGCGGAUCCAUCGUGUCCUACGACUUCACAGCUCCUCCGGUUAGACGACCUUCCUCCGUCAGGUCGGGGUCAGAUGAUGUUGAUGGUGACGACAGCAGAAACUCUUCUCUCGACUCUGGCCUUCUGCAUCCUGAUCUCGCGUGGAGAGAGUCAAGAGUGGCCAAGGCACCCACAGCGAGGGACAAACUCGUCAACAAUUAUAUAACGUGA